AUGCGACAACGCAGCUUUGGUCGCGCCCGGGGCAUCACGGGCACUCCAGUCAAACGGUCUCGUGAUCAGUCCAGUGACAGUGACGAGGGAGCUCCGCAUUUCACAGGGCUGAGACACAAUCGGCGUGCAGUACUGGAUGGAUUAAAGCGAAUGAGAGUAUCGUCACCCUCCGAUUCACCCAGAAGCGACGUUGAUGCGAAUAUGACGGACGAAGAGGCUGCAACUGCUAGAAGCACCUGGCGAGCAAACAAAGCGAUCGUUCCUGCAGCCCCUGAAGCAGGAAAAAAGAGACCGUUAGCAUUUUCCACAUCAAUUGGCGUACGACAUCCGUGGAAAAUGAUGCGUCAAGGGGAUUGUAUGGGUGAUGAACCACCAAUCGAAAUUCCAAGCGACGCUUCUUGUCGUGCUAUGGUAUUAUUCGAUCCCUAUCAGUCGUUUCCUCUAUCACCAGUUCCUCGAGUCGAACUUGUGGAAGACGACAAGUUUACGGAAACUGAUGUGUCAGAGAGUGAGGACGAACGUUUCGUGCGGUUUGAAGAGUUAACAGAAGAUAACGACGAGCCUGUGGACAUGGAAAUGGAUUGA
This is a messenger RNA of Plasmopara halstedii, 585 nucleotides long. RefSeq lists its product as uncharacterized. Lineage: Eukaryota; Oomycota; Peronosporomycetes; Peronosporales; Peronosporaceae. Bases 1 to 585 code for a protein of 194 amino acids. The record is from RefSeq and is a predicted model, not a curated record. The transcript has a single exon.